Camarhynchus parvulus is the source of this 1709-nucleotide messenger RNA. Its product is annotated as repetin-like. Gene Ontology annotation, molecular function: calcium ion binding. NCBI's taxonomy places the organism in Eukaryota, Metazoa, Chordata, Aves, Passeriformes, Thraupidae. The transcript is spliced from 8 exons. The coding region runs from base 27 to 1709 and encodes 560 amino acids. The record is from RefSeq and is a predicted model, not a curated record.
UGACCACAGUGACCUGAGUGACCACAAUGACCACCAGGGUGACCACUGGGGUGAAUGACCAUCUGAGUGACCACCAGAGUGCCCAGAAUGACCACCAGAGUGACCAGCAUGACCACCAGAGUGACCAGCAGGGUGACCCCAAUGACUACCAGAGUGACCACCUGAUUGUCCACCAGAAUGACCAGCAGGGUGACCAUUUGAAUGACCACCUGAGUGACCAUUUGAAUGACCAGCAGAGUGCCCAGAAUGACUACCAGGGUGACCAUUUGAAUGACCACCUGAGUGACCACCAGGGUGACCAUUUGAAUGCCCAGCAGGAUGACCAUUUGAAUGACCAGCAGGAUGACCAGCAGGGUGCCCAGCAGGAUGCCCAGCAGAAUGCCCACCAGGGUGACCAUUUGAAUGACCACCAGAAUGACCACCAGAAUGACCAGCAGGAUGCCCAGCAGGAUGCCCACCAGGGUGACCAUUUGAAUGACCAGCAGAGUGCCCAGCAGGAUGCCCAGCAGGAUGCCCAGCAGAGUGACCAUUUGAAUGCCCAGCAGAGUGACCAUUUGAAUGACCAGCAGAGUGCCCAGCAGAGUGCCCAGAAUGACCACCAGGGCGACCGUUUGAGUGACCAGCAGGAUGACCAUUUGCAUGCCCAGCAGAGUGACCACCAGGAUGCCCAGCAGGAUGACCAGCAGGAUGCCCAGCAGAGUGCCCAGCAGAGUGACCAUUUGAAUGACCACCAGGGUGACCAUUUGAAUGCCCAGCAGAGUGCCCAGCAGAGUGCCCAGCAGAGUGACCACCAGGGUGGCCGUUUGAGUGACCAGCAGAGUGACCAUUUGAAUGCCCAGCAGAGUGCCCAGGAUGACCACCAGGGUGACCGUUUGAGUGCCCAGCAGAGUGACCAUGUGAAUGCCCAGCAGAGUGCCCAGCAGAGUGCCCAGCAGAGUGCCCAGCAGAGUGACCAUUUGAAUGCCCAGCAGAGUGCCCAGCAGAGUGCCCACCAGGGUGACCGUUUGAGUGACCAGCAGAGUGCCCAUGUGAAUGGUCAGGGUGCCCGCGGCAGCGCCCCCCAGUGGUCGUACGGCGCGUGCCCGGACGUGGACGAGUGCGCGCUGGGGCUGGCGCGGUGCCACCCGCGGGCGCGGUGCCACAACAGCCCCGGCAGCUUCCAGUGCCGCUGCCAGCGCGGCUUCCAGGGCGACGGCGUCACCGCCUGCGAGCCCACGUGUUUGUCCGACUGCGGCCACGGCUCCUGCUCGGGGCCCCCCGACUUCACCUGCGUUUGUCACCUGGGCUGGACGAGCCCCCAGCCUAAUCGGCUCCCAAAUCCCCGCAGUGCUCCCCUGGACUCGCGGCUGCAACUUCCAGAGCUCCUGCGGCCAGGGCCCGUGUGCCCCCAGUGCCAGAAGCUCCUGCGGCGCCAGGGCCCCCCAAAGUGCGACCAGUGCCAGAAGCUCCUGAUCGCCAGGGCCCCCAAAUGUGCGACCAGUGCCAGAGUGAGCCCCAAAUUCACCCAAAUUCACCCCAAAUCCUGGGUCUGUCCCUUCCAGAGCUCCUGCGGCGCCAGGGCCCGGCGUGUCCCGACCAGUGCCAGAAGCUCCUGCGAGCGCCAGGGCCCCGGCGUGUGCGACCAGUGCCAGAAGUCUCCUGCGUUGCGCCAGGGCCCCGGCGUGUGCGACCAGUGCCAAACUGGACGGAGGGCCCCGCAGUACCAGUGA